This is a messenger RNA of Aspergillus alliaceus, 2028 nucleotides long. Its product is annotated as putative nucleoporin Nsp1. The coding region runs from base 1 to 2028 and encodes 675 amino acids. Gene Ontology annotation, biological process: RNA export from nucleus; protein import into nucleus. The transcript has 5 exons. The record is from RefSeq and is a predicted model, not a curated record. Gene Ontology annotation, cellular component: nuclear pore central transport channel; nuclear pore. Gene Ontology annotation, molecular function: phospholipid binding; structural constituent of nuclear pore. Lineage: Eukaryota; Fungi; Ascomycota; Eurotiomycetes; Eurotiales; Aspergillaceae.
AUGUCCUCAAAUCUCUUUUCUUUUGGCGCUCCAGCCUCCAGUGGUGGCGCUGCAAAACCCCUCUUCGGAACUGCUGGUAAUUCAAAUACUGGAUCUACUCCAGGCGGUCUCUUUGGAAAUGUAGGAUCAUCAACAAGCGGCAGCUCUUCUCCUUCAUUGUUUGGCGCAGGUGCUGCGACGGGUGGACAAGGCUCUACGAUGUUCGGUGGUGCCGGUGGUAGUGCUGCUUCGACCAACAGUGGUACUCCUGCGUUCAGUUUCGGUACUCAGAAUAAGCCUGCGGGCACUGCCCAGGCACCGUCACUGUUUGGCAGUGGAUCGCAAACUCCCAAGUCGAGCGAAGCUCCCAGCUCUGGACAGACACCUACUAGUGGUGGCCUAUUCGGCAACGCGACUGCCACACCAGGUCAGUCAGGGGGCUCGCUGUUCGGCAACAACGCGUCUACCACUCCUGCUGGUCCUCCACCGCAGGGAGGUGCUACUGGCCAGGGCCAGUCGCUGUUUGGACAAACGGCACAGAAGCCAGGAGGGCUUUUUGGAAACAUAAACACAACUAGCGCCUCAUCUACCACACCGUCUACUGCUACGACAGCACCCUCCACCACUCCAUUGUUCGGAGGAGCUGCACAGACGCAGACGCAGACCCAGCCAUCCGCCGGCGGUCUUUUCGGAUCAAACACACAAAACACACAGCAGAAGCCCAUGUUUGGCUCGACUCCAACGGCAUCUUCAGGGGGUGGACUAUUCGGCAAUACUAACAAACCCGCGGAAUCGACGACUCCGGCCGCCAAUGCUGAUACUGCUCCAAAAUCUCUCUUUGGUACAUCGGGCGCUCAGGCACCUUCUCUCUUCCAGAAGCCAGCGGCCGGCACGGACUCAGCGCCCAAACCUGCAUUCUCUCUGGGUACCACACCCACUAAUGCCCAGCCCUCUACGACCCCCGCCACAUCAUCUGCUACUCCACAAAAGUCCAUAUUCCCGGCCCUUGGCGGCACAACUUCAUCGGCAACCCCGUCGACAACUCCUGCAGCUGCUCCUACUGGUGGCUUGUUCCCUGCUCCUGGCGCCCCCAAGCCCGCAGGCACGACUGCACCGAACAGUACUGCUACCACAGCUCCCUCCGCUCAGCCCGCAGCACCCACAGGUGGAUUGUUCGGAAAUAAGCCUGCUGGGACUGCCGCAUCUACACAACCUUCACUCACCUCCACAACCCCCGCUGCAACCACAGACGUCUCUAAACCAUCGCUCACUACAACCUCUACGCCGGCGACUGCUGUGCCCGCUGCAUCAAGUACCGCAGCAACCGGGGGUGCCGCGCUUGGCGCAUCGACUGCCGGCCCGACUCCACCGGCUCAAUCCCGCCUGAAGAACAAGACGAUGGACGAGAUCAUCACCCGGUGGGCCACUGACCUGACUAAGUACCAGAAGGACUUCCGGGAGCAUGCCGAGAAGGUUGCGGAAUGGGACCGGAUGCUUGUGGAGAAUGGCACUAAGGUGCAGAAGCUGUACGGUAGCACGGUUGAUGCGGAGCGUGCUACACAAGAGGUCGAGCGUCAGCUUGCUUCGGUGGAGGGACAGCAGGAGGAGUUAGGUUCGUGGCUAGACCGGUACGAACGCGAAAUUGACGAAAUGAUGUCGAAGCAAGUAGGACCUGGUGAAGCCCUGCAGGGACCUGAUCAGGAGCGUGAGAGAACUUACAAGCUGGCCGAGAAGCUGUCGGAACGCUUGGACGAGAUGGGCAAGGAUCUGACCAGCAUGAUCGAAGAGGUCAACGGUGCCUCUGCGACACUCAGCAAGACAAACAAGGCAGAUGAACCGAUUUCUCAAAUCGUGCGUAUUCUCAACUCCCACCUGUCACAACUGCAGGUUAUCGAUCAAGGCACGUCCGAGCUUCAAAGUAAAGUGAAUGCAGCUCAGAAGGCCGGACAGUCGCUGUCUUCCCGGUUCGGCUAUAGCUUCAGCAAUUCCGGGAUGGGCAAUUCGAACGCGGCCGAUGACUUCUACCGCUCUUACAUGGGACGACGGUAG